AUACAGUUAUCCAAUAAAUAAUCAUUGUAGAUAAUUUUUUGUGCUUUAACUACGAAAUUUUUUUAAUUGCCAAUUUUUAAAUAAACAAAGGUCAAGUUGAAAAUUUGAUGAGUUGCAAAAAUAUACUCUCAAUUACUCUGUUACUCAGUUUCUGGUUCUUAGCCAAACAAAUCAGUUGUGAUUAUGUGUUAUAGUUGUGUACGGAUAUUUACGAUAAAAUUUUAGGUUAAUUUUUUUUUCAUUAAAUAAUAGAAGCGGAUCAUGCAAAAGAUAAAUCAAACACUUAAAAUAGAAGUGUUUGUCGAAGUUUAAUCCCUUGACACAAAGGACUAUCAGCGUCUUUGAUCCACGUCAAAUAUUUGAUCUUUUUUGGAUAUAAAUAUAAUAUAUUCAUCAAAAUGUUGGCAGAAGAGUAUAAUACACUAAUGAGUGCCAAAGUGAAGAUGGCCAUGGCGGUUCCUGAAAAGGAAAAAUAUUGGGCCCAAAUUUUAACGAUUCUGGUUGCCAAUAUAGCCGGCCUCACCGAAGGUCUUCACUUCUCAUGGGUAUCUCCGUUCUUGGUAAAGAUCGCCAACGACAAGGUGAACUACAACAUCACCGAAGAAGAAGGUUCUUAUUUCAACAUAGUGACCCCGGUGGCUAUGACCAUAUGCACCCCACUCUUCGCCAGGCUUUCCGACAGGAUUGGAAGAAAGCGUACCUUCCUACUAAUAGCUAUCCCGCAUAUGUUAGCCUGGAUCAUCAAAGCCUUUGCCACGAAUAAGUAUCACUUCUACAUAGCAAGGUUCAUGGCAGGAGCUGCUAAUGGAUGUUCUUUUUCAGUAUUGCCCAUUUACAUGGGAGAGAUCUCCCAUCCGGACAUAAGGGGUACUUGGGGUAAUGCUUUACCCACCUCUAUGUUUAUAGGAGAACUUUUGAUCAACAUCAUCGGUAGCUACUGCGGAGUGCGGAUGACCUCUUUUAUUUGCAUGCCUCUACCUAUUUUAUUCGUCGUUUUGUUUUGGUUUAUGCCAGAAUCACCUUAUUGGUACAUCAUGAAAGGAAGAUACGACGAAGCUAAAAAGUCUCUAAAGUUUUUAAAGAGAAAACAGAACGUUGAUGGAGAUUUCAAACAGCUGAGGGAAGACGUGGAAAGACAGCUAACAGAAUCUGGAAACUGGAUUGAUUUAUUUAAAAUCAAAAGCAACAGAAGAGCUUUUGUUGCUGGUCUCUUUCUGAGGUUGACCCAGCAAACAUCUGGUAUGGGUGUUUUCCUGGUAUACACUCAAUUCAUUUUCCAAAAAUCUGGUGGUAAUGUGACCCAUCAAAUGGCUUCCAUUAUAUACUUCGCUACCAGUUUGGUACUUAAUCUUUUUGCAUUAUUCUUUAUUGUAAAGAGAUUUUCAAGAAAAGGCUGCUAUAUUGUAUCAGUAUCAGCAGCUGGAGUGGUAUUAUACAUCAUGGGUACAUACUUCUACUUGGACUCCAAUACAAAUACAGACCUUUCAUCAUUCCAAUGGAUGCCCAUCACUAGCAUGGUUCUGCAUCAAGUAUUCUUAUCGUUCGGAAUAUCAGUGUUACCAACCCUUAUGUUAGGCGAGAUAUUCACUGCCAACAUCAAAUCUAAAGCCAUGACCCUACUCAUGAUAGAAUUUGGUCUGGGUAAUAUACUUAUGAAUAUGAUAUUUUACAACCUUAACGCAGGAAUUGGAUUCUACGCGCCAUUCUUCUUCUUUGCCGGUUGCUGCACUUUCGCCACAAUUGCCGGAUUUUAUAUUAUUCCAGAAACCAAAGGCAAAACUUUAGAAGAGAUUCAACAAUUACUUAAAAAGUAACUUGUUUCUAGUAUUUAUUGAGAUUAUGGAAAGACUGAGAUUAUUAGAAAGAUAUUAGAGGUUUUCUGUACAGGGACUGCAUUGUAGAGACAACAAACAACAUACUGGUGAGAACUUAAACCCUACAAGAUAUUUUACAAUAUUCGAUUCUCCAAAAAUCGAUUCUAUAUUGAUUCUAUCGAUACUAGAAUUUACCUACACAGUAGAAUAACAAAAUUUGGGCAUAAUAUUUAUGUCCCAAUAUUUAGAAAAAAUAGGCUGACACAUUUAGUACCAGUAGCUGAAAUCAGUUUAUUUCUUGCCUUAAUUUAUAAAAUUAUACCAAAUAGUCCAUGUGGUGGGACCGCCCCCGUCUGGAAAACUUUCUGAUUCGGUUUAUUUGUGGAUUCCUAUUCAAAAAUGUCCCCUUUAAACAAAUCUGAAGGGUGCCGGACGGAAUUUUUGGGCAGAAAUUGUUUAAACAAUUUUUUUAAACAAAUACAAAAGAUUACGUUUUUUUGCUACGGAAAAUAUAUUUUUAAGUUUUGUGGGUCAUUCUAAACAAGAAAGGUAUCUUGUAAAUUUUCUCAAAAAUUGAUAGUUUUCAAGUUAAAGACGAUUUAAAAUCUGAAAAAUGCGAAAAUACGCAUUUUCGAGGCCUAAAAACUCAUAUUUAAAUUAGUAUUUUCAAGGUAGAAAGAUACUUAAAUUGAAGUUUAUACAUUCAGCUUCAAGAUUCUGAAGAGUGAUUGCGUCUAACCUUAAUUUAAACCGCUAUUUUUUAAUUGUUAAAUAUGCACGUUCAUCCGAUAUUUUUGCCGGUGCGGCGCGCUCUAUUUCAAAAAUCUCCAAUUUUCCUCCGAAAAAUAUUUUUUCUAGAUUUUUUGUGACAUUCUAAAUGAUAGAAGUUUCUUGACAUUUUUCUCAAAAGUUAACAGUUUUAAAGUAUAAGCGAUUGAAAAUCCAAAAAUGCGUUUUUUUGGCAUUUUUCGGAUAUUAAAUCGCUUAUAACUUUAAAACUAUUAACUUUUAAGAAAAAUGUCAAGAAACUUAUUUUAUUUAAAAUAUCCCAAAGAAUCUAGAAAAAUUUAUUUUUCGGAGGAAAAUAGGAGGUUUAAAAUAACGGUACAUAUAAAGGUUAGACGCGAUCACUCUUCAGAUGCUUGAAGCUGAAUGUUUAAUCUUCAAUUUAAGUAUCUGGCAACCUCAAAAAUACUAAUUUAAAUAUGAGUUUUUAAGCCCCGAAAAUGCGUAUUUUUGCAUUUUUCAGAUUUUAAAUCGCCUAUAACUCAAAAACUAUCAUUUUUUAAGAAAAAUUAAAAGAUACCUUUAUGAUUUGGAAUGGCCCAUUUGGAAAAAUAUAUGUUCCAGAGCAAAAAAAUGCGAUCUUUUGUAUUUGUUUAAAAAAAUUGUUUAAACAAUUUCUGCCCAAAAAUUCCGCCCGGCACCCUUCAGAUUUGUUUAAAGGGGACAUUUUUUAAUAGAAAUCCACAAAGAAACCGAAUCAGAAAUUUUUUCAGACGGGAGCGGUCUCCCCACAUGGACUAAAAAGUAUUUUUAAUUUUGUAAAAGAUACGGACAUUUAAAUUUAUUGUUUUUAAUAAAACAUAAAUAUAGUAUAA
This is a messenger RNA of Diabrotica virgifera virgifera (western corn rootworm), 3415 nucleotides long. RefSeq names its product facilitated trehalose transporter Tret1-like. The record is from RefSeq and is a predicted model, not a curated record. Gene Ontology annotation, cellular component: membrane. The transcript has 3 exons. Gene Ontology annotation, molecular function: transmembrane transporter activity. The coding region runs from base 399 to 1814 and encodes 471 amino acids. Lineage: Eukaryota; Metazoa; Arthropoda; Insecta; Coleoptera; Chrysomelidae. Gene Ontology annotation, biological process: transmembrane transport.